Messenger RNA from Prorocentrum cordatum, 357 nucleotides. NCBI's taxonomy places the organism in Eukaryota, Dinophyceae, Prorocentrales, Prorocentraceae. The record is from the annotation of a GenBank genome assembly.
AUGGGGGCUGAGGCGCAGCAUGGGAGGCCUCGAGACACGGGGCAGAUGACUACGCGGGAAGCGCGCGCUGGGGACGGCGAGCCUGCGCCCCCUGGGGCCAGGGCGCCAUCGCCGGCGCACCCCGGACGGAGCGGCGGCACAGCGGAGCAGCGGCGCAGCUCGGGUCUGAGAGGCAACGACAAGGGGGGGACUGGCACAGGGGGAGAGAGAGACGUCAACCCUCAAAAGGAGGCAGCCAGGCCAGACGCUCAGAUCACGUCGACGCCGCUCUCUGUCGGCCCCAUGCCCGUCAGAGCCAAGGCAAAACAGGACAAGAGAACCGUGCAUCCACGAAGGACGCGCGGGCGGAAAGCGUGA